Messenger RNA from Babesia sp. Xinjiang, 1821 nucleotides. RefSeq lists its product as uncharacterized. The transcript is spliced from 2 exons. The record is from RefSeq and is a predicted model, not a curated record. NCBI's taxonomy places the organism in Eukaryota, Apicomplexa, Aconoidasida, Piroplasmida, Babesiidae. Bases 1 to 1821 code for a protein of 606 amino acids.
AUGGUCAACUCUACUAUGAACAUUGCUGCGGGAUCACCCCUCAGUUGCUGCAAACCAAAAGCACAACGCAGAGGACUAUCUCCAGUGUUCAAACAACAAUACGUCAACGACAAUGGAAAGAUGAAACUAACAAUGCCAGUAUCACCUUUGCAUUAUAUUACCACCGCGGGAUAUUAUGCAAAUGACAUGAGGAUGGUACCGCAAAAUGCUCAGUGGGAUAACCAAAUUAUUAUACCACCAGUGGCACAGCAAUUACCAUACCCAAUCAUAUGCGAACAACACGGAUUAUCAACGGGAUCACGAGGAAUUAUGGAUGGACUACACGCACACCGAGUAGAAAACGUACCACUUGGAAGGAUGCCAACACCAAACUUCCAAGUAAUGACACAACCACAAAGGAGACAAGAAUCAGCACAAGUUAAUAGAGCACCCGUUAGAAAUCUAGAAGUACCGUAUGGACCCACAAUUUUCCAACAGAACAUGAAACCUGAACUACCAGAUCUUAUGACACUAUUGGCACGCAUUGAAGCAAGGAUUAAGAAUUUGGAAGUAAUAUGCAAGUCAAAUGAAACAAAAGUCGAAGAACUCAACAUGUUACUGAUGAAAAUACAAGGAAUCAACAUAACGAAAAGUCAAGUGGAAGAAGACAGUGCAUUAGACGGUAACAAAUCUGAGGACAACGUACUAAACAACACGGAACAAGUAAUAGAAAGCAUGAGCAAACAAGUAUCAAGAAUAUCUGAAUCUGCAUCUAACUAUAACGCGGAAAAACUAUCAGCUUCAAGCCAUGGUGACGGACAAAGUGAACAAAGCUCAUUACACCCACUUGUGGAACGGUUAACUCACACUGCCGACAACUAUGGAUCAGCAGUGUUCGACGUUUCAGAAGAGUUGCGCAACUCCAAUGAUAUGCUCGAACGGUAUUUGUCUGUCUCAGGCGAUCUUAGCGCAGAGGAAGAAAUGGAAGCUAGCUUAAGGAAACGAAACAUGGAAUUCUCAUUGACGCUUAAAACGGACAAAAAUUACAACCCACUAGAACCAGAUUACAAAAAUGAAAAUGAAGCCCUGCAAAGAACUAAAAGCUCUGAUAGUGAAACCGCGACCAUCAAACCCAUUGUCACCACUAACUCUAUGGUACAAGACGAAGGGAGAAAUAACACAGUAUUAGCAAAUCUAGAAAAAAGAUUCCAAGUGCUCAUGCAGUCAUUCGAAAAUAACAAGGAAGGGGUACUUUGGACAAGUCCACAAUUCCAAAUAUUCCCACAACAGCGAGAAACCAAAAAUUUAACAAACUCAAGGGACUUUGGGGAAGGGACAUUGGCGAUAUCAGGUGAAAGGAACACAGCCCUUAAUGAACAGGAACAAAAUGAAGAGGACUUGCCAUUCUUAAUUGAUAAGAUAAAUGCUCUUCCAGAGGAAAUACGAAAAGACCUAAUACUGGUCAAACCCAGUGAAGAAUUUAGUGCUCGUAGAAUAUUCAAUGAAAGAAAAGCAGCAUUAGCAGCAAAAGCUGGUAAUACGGUAGCUCUGAAGGACCAACAGCAAAUGGAAGGGACAUUAGUACUACCAGGUGACAGGACAGUAGCUCUCACGGAACAGCAACAAAUGGAAGGGACAUUAGUACUACCAGGUGACAGGACAGUAGCUCUCACGGAACAGCAACAAACGGAAGGGACAUUGGAAAUGCGCGGAUCUGUCGAUCAGUACCAACCUGAACUAGCACUCAGAACUGGGCUUACAAGAACUAGUCAAAGGAUAGACCUGGAUCUCAGACCUUUACCUACUCUUAUAUGUCAUAUCAAGCCGACACAGGAAAUAUGA